This is a messenger RNA of Sarcophilus harrisii (Tasmanian devil), 682 nucleotides long. It is a transcript of the gene SMIM8, whose product is annotated as small integral membrane protein 8. Lineage: Eukaryota; Metazoa; Chordata; Mammalia; Dasyuromorphia; Dasyuridae. The transcript is spliced from 3 exons. Bases 107 to 400 code for a protein of 97 amino acids. The record is from RefSeq and is a predicted model, not a curated record.
UUUGAAGGCGGCGCGUACCCGCUUUCUCCGUCCAGGAGGCGGCGGCCCGGCGAGAGGAGCGGGGGAAGUGCUGACUCCAGAAGGUAAUAAAUCAUCUUUAAUCAAGAUGUCUUCAGCACCUGAACCCCCAACCUUUAAAAAUGAACCACUCAAAGAGAAAGACUAUCGAAUUCCAGGGCUCAGGGGGGCCCGCACAACCACCUUAUUUCGAGCUGUGAAUCCAGAACUUUUCAUUAAACCUAACAAACCUGUUAUGGCUUUUGGAUUGAUAACACUUACACUUUGCGUGGCUUACAUUGGUUACCUACAUGCAACUCAAGAGAAUAAAAAGGACCUCUAUGAAGCUAUUGACAGUGGGGGAGCCAGAUAUAUGAGGAGAAAAACAUCUAAAUGGGAUUAAUAGUGCUGAUUAUUAGAGACAGCUGUAUUAAGGGCUCUGCGAUCUUCAGAUGAAAGACUAUUAUACCAGGUAUCAUGUUUAUUAUCCUGCAUUAUGUUAAUAUGGAAAGAAUGAAACAGUUUGGCAUUUGGUAUUAAAUUCUGCCUUUCACAGCUGCAGCUUCUUCCUUUUACACAUACAUAAAAAGGUUCAAUUUUUUCCUCCUAGCAAAGUCUCUUGCAAAGUUCUAUAAGAAUGCUAAUCAUCUCCAUUGAACUGUAUAAUAAAAGUAAAGUAAAAGUG